GAUUUUCUAUCGUGUUUGCAUAAAGAAAUAAAACAAAAAUGCGGGUUGUUUUAUUCAGUAUGCAAUAGUCUACGAAAGGACGACAGGAAACAGUGUUAGCGCAUGACAUUGGUACAUUUCUUCUUGGCGUUAAACAGAGAUAAUUUGACGAUCUUUUCAUUAUUCGCAGUUAAGGUAAGAUUUCCGAAAGCCUAUAUAGGGUCAGAUUAGAAGCAAUUUUACGGACAACUUGGAGAAGCGACCAAAAUAACGCACUGCAUGCUGUAAAUACACCCUUGCGAGGAACAAAGUCCCUACCGGGAACCAUCGUAACUGAAUGGCGUCGAGUGACCGUAAUGCCGAACACCUUCCCCUGACACCGAGAGCUGUUGAAAACCACACCGAAGAAGCACAAGCAUCAUCAGACAGCUUGUACGAGAAUGAUAACUACCACAGUUUGUCCCCCGAGCAAGAGGCGCACUAUCACCGCGCCGUGCUAUUCCUCGCCUGGUUCUCCGUAUUCGCUCUAUUGGUCCUCUCUAUAACCAGUUUUGUUAUAUCUCAAUCUUCAAGCAGUGUCGCCUUGUUUGGCUUUGGGUUGGACGCAUUGUUAGACGUGGGUACAUCGCUGGUAGUUGUUUGGAGGUUUUAUGGUUCCAGCCAGACGGUGUAUUCAAGAGAAAGAGAACGAAUUGCCUUGUUAGUGUUGGCAGUUCUCUUCAUCGCCGCUUCCUUGUUGGUUGGCAUCAGGUCUUUAGUUUUUGUCAUCAAAGGGAGCACCGUGGAAGAGAUACUGGCUCUGUACAUCGUGUCGACCAUUGCAGUUGUAAUAAGUCUUAUGCUUUUCUUGGGUAAAAUGCACGUGGGAUACAAGCUGAGGAGUAAAACUGUCAUUAGUGACGGUUACAGUUCUCUUGCCUGUGGAAUAGGAUCACUAGGAGUGAUAAUUAGCGCCUGCAUACAUUCCAAAAAUAGUAACAUAUACUAUUUGGAUGACGUCGUCGGCUUCACCAUGGCUGCACUACUGUUGGGAUAUGGAAUCAGCUUACUGAUGAGUAAUUGGCAGAAAAAAGAAAGCGACAUUUGAACGCCGCAGUGAAACGUCACAGACAACAAGAACAGUUGGAGUACCCAGGGAGUACACAAUCAUGAUGGUUAAAGUGCAAGAGUCGCCACAGCUUGGACUUAAUAUUAAUCUUUUUACUGUUCAUACUGGAUGAUAUAGGUUUUCUCAUCUAUGUUAUUAUUUAUAUUACACAAAUUCUAUAUUAGCUUUGAGUAGUGAUGGCAAGCUCAUCACACUGAAGCGUGCUCAGGUUGUAGAAAUUAAAAAUUUCACAAAUAUACACCUCAAAACGCUAAACCCUUCAAAUUAAUGAUAAUUUCUGUAAAGUAAUAAUUUCCGUGACAGUAUACUCUGUGAAUUAUAUGCGUCACCUUUUUCUUUAUUAGAAUCCCCAUUUAUUACCGAUUCAUGCAUCUUAACCCUAAAAUGGCCAUGGUAUUCCGGUUCUUCUCAGGGGCAUGCUUCGGCCCAUUUUAUUGAAAUUCGGCAUGGUUUGUUAAUUGACCAAUAUAUAGGCCACAACAAGAGGGCGCUCUACUUUGGGCUUCACAGUUAUUUUAACACAUUUCACAAAAAUUCCCUAUAACGAUACUUUUAUUUCGUCAUCGAACAUUGUCGAGGCCUACCACCAAUGGUAAAAGUUCACUCGUGAAAAAAAGGAACUCGUAAAAAAAGGGGCGCUCGCGAAAAGGACGCUCGCCCUCAUGAGGUGUCUCGCACUAUAAACAAACAUUUAAACAAAAAACAACUGUCGACCCAACCCAGAAAAUGUCAAUAUAUAUAAGUAAUAACAAAUAUCUAUUGCAAUGCAGGCCUACUGAUUCAUCUGUUGAGUGUAAUUUGACCUGUGAUAAAAAUCUGUUUCCCUUUUUCUGAGAGUAUCAUGGAUGAAAAUAUUUGAUUUAAGGUAAUAUAAUACAUUUUUUUAUUGAAAGAGUAAGAUUACUUUUGUUGCAGGAAAGCAAAGAUUAAAAUCCAGACUGAUCACAAUCAGCCACUGCAUUCA
This is a messenger RNA of Patiria miniata (bat star), 2051 nucleotides long. Its product is annotated as transmembrane protein 163-like. Lineage: Eukaryota; Metazoa; Echinodermata; Asteroidea; Valvatida; Asterinidae. The record is from RefSeq and is a predicted model, not a curated record. The coding region runs from base 317 to 1066 and encodes 249 amino acids. The transcript is spliced from 9 exons. Gene Ontology annotation, cellular component: membrane. Gene Ontology annotation, molecular function: monoatomic cation transmembrane transporter activity. Gene Ontology annotation, biological process: transmembrane transport; monoatomic cation transport.